AUGAUGGUCAACUUGCGAACUCAGAAGCGCCUCGCCGCGUCGGUCAUCGGCUGCGGUGAGCGCAAGAUCUGGCUCGACCCCAACGAGGUCAGCGAGAUCUCCAACGCCAACUCCCGCCAGACCGUCCGCAAGCUCAUCGCCGAUGGCCUCAUCAUCCGCAAGCCCGUCACCAUGCACUCGAGAUCCCGUGCUCGUGAGCUGAACCUUGCCCGCCGCAUCGGUCGCCACCGUGGCUUCGGUAAGCGCAAGGGUACCGCCGAGGCUCGUAUGCCCAGCCAAGUCCUCUGGAUGCGCCGCCUCCGUGUUCUCCGCCGUCUCCUCGUCAAGUACCGUGCCUCCGGCAAGAUCGACAAGCACCUCUACCACGAGCUCUACCACGCCAGCAAGGGUAACACCUUCAAGCACAAGCGUGCUCUCGUUGAGCACAUCCACCGUGCCAAGGCCGAGAAGGCCCGCGAGAAGGCUCUCAAGGACGAGAUGGAUGCCAAGCGUGCGAAGACCAAGGCCGCCCGCGAGCGCAAGCAGGAGAGAGCGGCGGCGAAGAGGAACGCUCUGAUGGGCGAGGAGGAGGAGACCAAGUAG
Molecule: messenger RNA, 582 nt
Organism: Colletotrichum chrysophilum
Lineage: Eukaryota; Fungi; Ascomycota; Sordariomycetes; Glomerellales; Glomerellaceae
Exons: 4
Coding region: 1-582 (193 amino acids)
Biological process (GO): translation
Cellular component (GO): ribosome; cytosolic large ribosomal subunit
Molecular function (GO): structural constituent of ribosome; RNA binding
Source: RefSeq, a predicted model, not a curated record